This is a messenger RNA of Corylus avellana, 1207 nucleotides long. RefSeq names its product protein AGENET DOMAIN (AGD)-CONTAINING P1. The record is from RefSeq and is a predicted model, not a curated record. Lineage: Eukaryota; Viridiplantae; Streptophyta; Magnoliopsida; Fagales; Betulaceae.
CUUACCGUACGUAUAAAUUCUUCUCCCUCUUCCAAUUCAAAACCCUGUAAACAGAACAAGGACCUAAAACCCUAAAACCCCCUUCAAUGGCUUUAAGAAAGCCGAACCUGGCUCAUCACUCUUACUUUAAGAUAGGAGACGAGGUCGAGGUCACCAGUUCGGACCACAGCCUUCGCGGCACGCUGUUCCCCGCAAAAAUUAUAGCCCGGCUCUGCAAAACCGAUAAGGUCGUAGUUGAAUACAAAAGCGUAGAGGCCACCAAUGUACCCUUGAGGGAAUCCGUUGACAUGGUGCUACUAAGGCCCUUGCCUCCACCGGAAAACGAUCACAGGUUCGAUUUUGGCGACGAGGUGGACGCGUUUUUUAGUGGCGGAUGGUGGGAGGGAGUAAUCACUCAAGUAGCUGAGGGUCCGGCGUACUGGGUUUACUUUAGGUUUUCGAAACAGGAGUUUUAUUUUCAACCUUCGGAGCUGCGGCCUCACCGUGAGUGGGUCAAUGGAACUUGGCUCCCAUCUAGGGAAUUGUCACUUAAAACAGAAGCAAAUUCAAGCAAAGCAAGGAUGAAUAAGUUUAGUGAAGGAACAGCAGUAGAGGUAAGCAGUGACGAAGAUGGAUUUCAAGGUGCUUGGUUUGCUGCAACAAUUGUCAGUGCUAUAGGACAGGACAAAUACUUCAUUGAGUACAAGAGCCUGAGAACAGAUGAUGACAUGGACUUUUUGAGAGAAGAGGUUGAUAUACAGCACAUAAGGCCUCGUCCUCCUGAUGCUGUGAUGAUUGAUAGUUUCAAUCUGAAAGAAGAAGUUGAUGCAUUUUGCAAUGAUGGGUGGUGGGAGGGUGUGAUUUCCAAGGUUGUUAAGGGCUUACGGUACAGAGUUUACUUCAAAGGCACAAAUGAUGAAGCAGAGUUUCAGCACUCUGACCUAAGACCACGUCAAGAUUGGAUAGAUGGAACUUGGGUCAGGGCUUCUCAGGCCUUGAAGUUCUGAUUCAUCCAAGCAGGAUCAUAUAAUGUUAGUGGGAAAACAGGCGCAUUCAUCUUCACAUUCAUUGCAGCUCGCAUUCCAUACGGAGGUGCUGUUUAAUGUGAGUGGUACAGAUUUGUUGAUCAAGAAAUCAAAAUGUCCCUAGGUGUUUGGCUAACAAUUGUAAAUGCGGUGUUUGUUUUAUCAAGAAAUAAAAAUGGUUUACUUUGCCUUUUGUAUUCUUU